AAACUAAACCUUACACUUUGAAUGGUAUUUUCUGUGUUCUGCAGAUGCAAUUUCUUGGGGGUUUCAUAUUUGGUAGUCAUAGAGUUUGGUCAAAUUUCUUAAUCAAAUAAUUAUCUUUCUUCCUCUGACAAGAAAGAUAAUUGUACAUUGAAAAUUCUAUGAAGCUCGCUAUUUCUUGAUUUCUUGGUCAAGUCUAUUAUUCUAGGUUGCUUUUAAGUUUUCACAUUAUAAUAUUACUAUUAUUAUUAGACGAGGAGGGAUGACAUUGACCAAGACCUUCCGUUUGGCUUUAUGUAAAUAUCUCUUUAACUGUAAACAAAUAAACCCAUCUCAUCAUCUCCUAGAAAUUCCUUUCCAGUCUUCCUUCAUAAGCCCACAAAUGGAAAUGCUUCCCCAACCCAUUUUUUCAUCCACUUUUGUGUGCAUCAUCACCACCUUCUCCAUCUUGCUCCUUCUCCCACCAUCAUACAGCGAUGACAACAAUACUCCGGAGUAUUGUGUGCCUGAAUUCCACCGGAGAGACUGCGAACAAGAUGUUCCCACUAUAGACUUGGACCCCGAUGGUUCAUUCUUCCUGGAGCCCGCAAACCCAUCAGAUUACACAUUGACGAUUGCUUCAAUGAAUUUCGAGGCAUUUAUUUGUCCCGAGACACCACAAAACAAAAUUUGGCUGCUCCCUUUAUUGAAAUUCUCCGAACCCAACAAAAGCCUCCCUUUGUUCUAUAACUGUAAUCCAUUUCCGAUUCCUGAUUGCGAACCCAAUGACAACAACACAGCCCUCCACAUGAAUGAUUCAGAACCUGAGAGGUAUAAUCAUUCCAAUUGCAGUACUGUGGAAGUUACGGUUAAUCAGACGGCUUUCACCGAAGUCCAGAAGAGGGAACUGACAUUGCUUGCUGCUUUGGGAGAUUGGUUUGAUGGGGUGUUCAACAGUAGUGCGUUUUUAUGUAAUAAAGGGCCGAGGUUGGAUGAGAUAUGUCAGAGUUUAGCUCAGCCUCCAAAUACAAAAUUUUACCAGCGUCGUUCAGCUCCAGGUCCAGGUAUGGAUUACCUAUGCAAAAUCGUUUGUUUUUAAUUUGGUGUAGUGCUUACGGCUUAGGAUUAUUCUGUUCUGGCAAUUCGCAUUCAAUACACAAUUGAGUCUAUACUAUAACUUCCUGGAAACUCACUGCUUGACAUUGUUCUGGUGUACUUUGAACAAGUCAACGUGACUAGCAGCCUUGGUUGACUGGACUUUUAAACUUA
Molecule: messenger RNA, 1245 nt
Organism: Rubroshorea leprosula
Lineage: Eukaryota; Viridiplantae; Streptophyta; Magnoliopsida; Malvales; Dipterocarpaceae
Source: the annotation of a GenBank genome assembly